Messenger RNA from Rhineura floridana, 2640 nucleotides. RefSeq names its product ubiquitin specific peptidase 30 (gene USP30). Gene Ontology annotation, molecular function: cysteine-type deubiquitinase activity; cysteine-type endopeptidase activity. Lineage: Eukaryota; Metazoa; Chordata; Lepidosauria; Squamata; Rhineuridae. The coding region runs from base 393 to 1814 and encodes 473 amino acids. Gene Ontology annotation, cellular component: cytosol; nucleus. The record is from RefSeq and is a predicted model, not a curated record. Gene Ontology annotation, biological process: protein deubiquitination. The transcript has 13 exons.
GCUCCUGGCUUUUAAUCCUCCAGGAUGGAGCGGAAUGGAACCUGCAGGCGCAGGUGUAGUCUAUCUGAGUACAAGGCGUGGGGACAAAUAGGACGAGACGGGGGGGGAACGACAAUUUUCUCUGACCCUCGUUUUGCAGACUUCUUGGCGGCCUCUGGCUGUCCCCUGUUGAAAAGAAGUUGCUGGGCUAAGUGGUCUUUUUGGGCUCGAUCAACUGCUAGGAUUCAUUCAGGCUCAGAAGCGGCAUCACUCCCAGCGGUGGGGAGAGGAAGUAGGAGAGCCCUCACGCCCGGCGGGUGCGUGUGUAGAGGUCUCAUCGGAGCCUUCCAGCUGAGCGCUGUUGGUGGGCUGCUAGGGGGACCUUUGGUCUGGCCCAGCAGGGUUCUUGUGCCAUGCACGUGUCUAAAGUAAUGAAGAACUGGGGAGUGAUUGGUGGGAUUGCAGCUGCCCUUGCUGCAAGCAUCUAUGUCCUGUGGGGCCCCAUCGUAGAGAGAAAAAAACGCAGGAAAGGGCUGGUGCCAGGUCUGCUCAACCUAGGGAACACCUGCUUCAUGAACUCGCUUCUCCAAGGGCUAUCUGCUUGUCCAUCUUUCAUCAAAUGGUUGGAAGGAUUCACAGUUCAGCACCAGGCCAGCCAGAGCGAGAUGUCUGGGAAACGGCAGUAUUUGUCCCUGACGUUGCUCCGCCUCCUGAAAGCUUUGUCCUGCCAAGAGGCAACUGAGGACAACCUCCUGGAUGCAAGCUGCCUGUUGGAGGUCUUGAGGAUGUAUCGGUGGCAGAUCUCCUCUUUCGAAGAGCAGGAUGCCCACGAGCUGUUCCAUGUCCUCACCUCCUCGCUGGAAGAUGAACGAGACCGUCAGCCACGAGUUCUGCAUCUGUUUGAUGUGCAUUCGCUGGAGCAGCCAGAAAUUCCCCAAAAGCAAAUAUGCUGCAGAACGAGAGGGUCCCCUCAUCCUGUGUUGAGUCGCUGGAAAUUGCAGCAUCCUUUUCACGGGAGGUUGACGAGUAACACGGUUUGCAAACGUUGCAAGCAUCAGAGUCCCCUCAGAUACGACACUUUUGACAGCCUUUCCCUAAGCAUCCCUGCUGCCAUAUGGGGUCACCCCCUAACGCUGGACCACUGCCUCCAUCACUUCAUCUCUUCCGAGUCAGUCAAGGAUGUCGUAUGUGACAACUGCACAAAAAUUCAGGCAGAAGGGACUGGGCAAAUCAUGGAAAACCAGAGAACAACAUUUGUUAAGCAGCUGAAGCUGGGCAAGCUCCCGCAGUGUCUCUGCAUCCACCUGCAAAGGCUGAGCUGGUCCAACCACGGCACGCCCCUGAAACGGAACGAGCACGUACAGUUCAGCGAGUUCCUCAUCAUGGAUGUCUACAAGCACCGCUUCCCUGCCCAUAAGUCAAACCCUGCAGAGAGCUGGCAGGCAUCGCCAGACCCAAAGGAUGAUAUGGAACAUGCAGGCAACAAUAAAUCUUUUAUGAAUGGCGCCUGCUCCCCAUCUUUGCUGACCUCCCCAAUAGCUUUCCCAUACAUGACAGCACUGGACUGUAGUUCUCCAACAUAUCUGUACCGCCUGAUGGCUGUUGUGGUCCACCAUGGGGACAUGCAUUCCGGACAUUUUGUCACAUACCGCCGGUCCCCGCCCUCUUGCAAAAACCUGCUGGUCACCAGCAACCAGUGGCUGUGGAUUUCAGAUGACGUGGUACGCAAAACCACCUUGCAAGAAGUCCUCUCUUCCAGCGCCUACUUGCUCUUUUAUGAGCGUGUCCACUCAAGGCUGCAGUCCCAAAGCCAGGAGCUUCGAGCUGAGGAGUGACGUAAAUGAGCAGGCGAGUGUAAAUCCAGCUGACGGGCUUCUCCGAGGACAGUGGCACUCGUCAGGCAACUGUCUCCCCCUGCAUACACACCCCUGGACAAGCAGUCUAUGCUCUUGUCAGUGACCAGCUCCUAGCACCUUGUAUCAAAAUGACACUAUCCAAAGUUGGUCAGCUAACAUGCACUCCCCAAUAUAUACACGUGUGUCCAUGCACAUCAGUGUUAGAAAAGUGUUAAGUCUCCUCAACUGAGACUUAAGGCAAAGACCUGGUGUCCCACUUGCAAUUUUAACAAUUUCCUUUGUUGUGAUAGAACUUCUUAGUGUCAACCUCUUUCACCUUUAUGACAGCCUUUAAUCAGGUGAGUAAUCACAAAGAACUUCUAUCAAGUGUGAAGAAUUAAAGAGAACCUACAAGUGCCUUGAUCAUAUUUUGAAUUCAGAGAAGUGGCUGUGCCAAGAGGGGAAACGUGAUCACUUACCACGUGGUUGCUUUCCUAAAAUCCCAAGGGGGAGUAGGUGGUGGUGAGAGAAUGUGUGGCUCAGCAGCGUAGGCAGUGCCCACAGCUGACUCCCCAUGUACCUGUGUGUGUGUGAGAAAGGUGAAAAACGGCCAGAUUCUUUCCACUUCAGUGAUGUUCUAAUGACUGUCAAAAUGAUGCAACAAACUGAUAACUGUAUCACAUUUCCUGUUAAGAGUCCAGCUCAGCAAGGAAAGGAACAACUUUCCCUGUUUCUUGAUGGUCUUACCACCCAAAACACCUUCUGUGUCUUGGAUUUUAAGCCUUCAAAUCUUUUGUACAUAAUAAAGCUGUUUCUGUCAAAUGCA